AUGACAGCUAUGAUGCAAUGGCAGGUCAACAGGCAGUUUAGGAAGGACCGUGAGGCUGCCAUAGCCAGAAUUCCGAAUUCGGAUGCUGUAGUCCAGCAGCUAGACCUUCCCUAUGGUCCCCCACCAGGAUUGGCAUGGCCAUAUCAAGAGAAUCCUCUUAUUGCACAGAUAGCUGGGAUGCUAGCACGUAGGGAAAUUCAGGCUAGACAAAGGGGAGGAGCCCUUCCUGUCCAAGAGCAAGGAUGGAUCCCAAUCCAUUCCCUCCACCCGCAAGAGGAAGGAGAGGUAGAGGGGGGAAACUACCCUUUUGCUAACAAUGACAGGAAUAGGCAGGGGGCAAAUUGGAGGAACCACCCAGAUCUGGAAGAGCAGGAAGAACACAGGAAAGAAGUUCUGCCUAGGCCAUAUAGGGCGGAACCCAGAAUUGACUACGCCCAACCAGAACAGGGGCAAAAUCUCCUCCCCAUUAAUGCUUUAAAUGACGUGGGGGCAUUACAAAGGAUGAUCAGAGAAAUGAUGGAGCCUGAAGCCAGAAGAGGAGAAAGGCCCACCUAUAGAAAGCCAUAUCCAGCUUACAUUGAUCAGAUACUCUUAUCCCCAGGUUUCAAAGUACCAAACUUCACUUUGUUCAACGGAGAGGAUCCCCAUGCCUCAUCAGUUGAGCACAUAGGCAGAUUUUCCAUCCAGUGCAUAGCCAUAGAGAAUAACCCUCUGUUGAAGUUAAGGAUUUUCGGGAAUUCUCUCUCUGGACAAGCUUUUACUUGGUACACCAAUCUGCCAGCAAAUUCUGUUCAAACUUGGGAGCAGAUGGAGAGUGUUUUCCAUGAUUACUAUUAUAGGAUUCAGCCAGAGGUCACCAUCAGUGACCUUGCUGCCCUCAAGUAG
Messenger RNA from Prunus mume (Japanese apricot), 885 nucleotides. NCBI's taxonomy places the organism in Eukaryota, Viridiplantae, Streptophyta, Magnoliopsida, Rosales, Rosaceae. The record is from RefSeq and is a predicted model, not a curated record.